AUGGGAGCUGACUUGUUCCUGCUUGCGCCUUUUUUUUUUUUUGAGUCGGAUGGCGUCUAUCAUACGCUGGGGUGCGCCGUCCGCACCACCUCAAACAUUUUUGGGAGAAGCCAAGCCAUGCCGUCGCGAUGCUGUCGAGUCCUUGCCCUCAUCCUCGUUUCCUCCCUUAUGAUUGUCUCCGCCUCCGCCACACUCGAACACUUGGCUUCCGCUCUUGCUAGGCUCAACAUCAGCGUCACUAUCUCGCCUUUCUCGCCAAGGCCCCCUGUCGUCCUUUCUAAAGCCAAAAUGGCACGUCAAUUCCUCGCCGCCCACAACAUCGUCAGGUCGGUCUUUGGAUUGCCGCCCUUGAGAUGGAAUAGAAAACUGGCUAGAUAUGCACGGCGGUGGGCGAACCAGCGUGCUGGCGACUGCGCAUUGCAGCAUUCUCCCAAUAGUCCUUAUGGGGAGAACUUGUUCUGGAGUCUCAAAGGGAAUUGGGGUCCCAGGGAGGUGGUCAAGGUUUGGGCGGAUGAGUACAUAUUUUACGACCCAAUUCGAAAUGAGUGCAUCAAUGGGGAAAUGUGCGGUCAUUAUACGCAGAUUAUAUGGCGGAAAACUGAAGAGUUAGGAUGUGGCAGGGUGCAAUGCGGCGAUGACAAAGGCUUCCUCUACGUUUGCUCUUAUAAUCCUCCUGGUAAUAUUUACUUUCGGGGUCCUUUUGGCGGUCAUUUUACCAAUUCUAUUGUCAAGCCUCCCUCUUAAUUACUGAGAUUAACCAUCCUAUUCCCCACCCACCAUGCAUGCCAUUUCUCAAACAACUCUUUUGCGGGCAAUCCUCCUAGCAACAAAAUUAGUUUUUUGUUCUUAGAAUCCAUGUAAUAUUCUUAUAUAUAUAUGAUGAGUCUUAAUUCGUUAAAACAAUUGUCUAUGCAAUCCUGUCAUAAUAUGAUUCAAUAUCCUAUUAUAUUUAUAUAUUAUAUAUAUAUAUAUUUUUAAUGUUUGAUGCUUGCUCCCGGUCAUCUUCUUAUCAAAGAAGUGCCUUCGGGUGUGUUUCUUUUUUCUCUUUCAGAAAAAGAAAAUAAAUUGUGUUUCGUGGGAUGAUACAUGUAACUAUUUCUUCCCAUGUCACUCCUCUUUUUCAGGAUAGUCUAAUUAUUGCCCUCUCGUCAUGCCUCUGUCUGAUACAUGGAAAGUUUAAUUUUAUUUCAGGUGAUUUGAGUCUUCAAUAUAUAUAUAGCGGUGGCCACGAACUAACAUUUUUCCUUAUUCUGAGUUUAUUAAUAUGGAUUCGUACCAGUGUCAGUCUCGCCCUCAGACUACCUGUGAAAGUUCAGGAAAU
Molecule: messenger RNA, 1321 nt
Organism: Ricinus communis (castor bean)
Lineage: Eukaryota; Viridiplantae; Streptophyta; Magnoliopsida; Malpighiales; Euphorbiaceae
Product: pathogenesis-related protein PR-1
Exons: 2
Coding region: 1-744 (247 amino acids)
Cellular component (GO): extracellular region
Source: RefSeq, a predicted model, not a curated record